Molecule: messenger RNA, 3797 nt
Organism: Pocillopora meandrina
Lineage: Eukaryota; Metazoa; Cnidaria; Anthozoa; Scleractinia; Pocilloporidae
Source: the annotation of a GenBank genome assembly
AUGUAACUUACAUAAACACUUGAUUAUGAAACGUCAAAAUUGCGGCGAAAUUUGAAUGAACCAUGAACAGAAGUCCACGAUGGAUACUCGUUUUUGGUCAACUAACGUGUUUAUAGAAAAGCUGAUUUAUAAAGCUACAACAUUCAGGCAGAAAGCUGUACUGCUAUGAGGCUAAUAUAAGGUGGUGCUGCUUCGUCAAAGAGAUUGUCGUAGUUCAGUUAUUACUUCGUCGAAAAUUUUGCAUAUCUUUGUGAAAUUGUUUGCGUCAUUUUUGUAAUUUUAUUUUUACACGUCGAAACUCUACCUUCAGUUGGAAGGGAAAAACGUCUAAAUGAACUCCACGACGACACAAGGCGCAAGAAUUUUUCGUAAACUACGGUUUUCAAGAUGUUACCCAACCUCUGAAUUCUCAUCAAAUAUUAGUCGUUCCAGCAGCUCGCCUUUCUUUCCAAGAAGUCGCAAUUCAAGAACAAUAAGAACGUCCAGUUUGACAGGAACGUGUUCAAAUUUCAGUGAUGCCUUUUCAGAGGAGAAUAAAGACCGCCUUGUCAGGCAGCUUGGAAAAAUGAGAACUCCUAAGUCUUUGCUGGCAAGGUGCUCUGAGGAGGCUGCUGUAUUUGUCCCUUUCUGUCUUGUGAACUCUGUUCCCUCAGUGCUUUUUACUCUUCGUUCCAGUCAAUUGAACAGUCACAAAGGAGAAGUUAGGUUAGUUGUUAAUCUCAUGGGGUCACUAUCUUAAUUAUCUGUAAAUCAUGAUAAUAAUCCAUAGUUAUUGUGGAGGCAGAGAUAGGGCAGAGGUGGAAGGACUGGCCUCAGUCUGAAAUGGCCUGAGUUAGACCAUAUGUUUUUGUUGUUGGUUGUUGUUUCUCUCUAGGUUCUCUGGUUUUCAUCUCACCUCAAAAACCAAUACUCCAAAUUGCAGUUCCACUUGAAAACAGUCAAUAGAGCCAUCUUGUAGAACUGCCUCUGCUAAAAUCCAUUUUUUCCUUCCCUUUUUCCUUCUUUGUGAAUGUCCUUGAACCUCAUCGCUUAAUCAAGUUGAGCUGUUUAUCCAAGUUUGGUAUUAAGCUUAAUAAGCAAUCUGAGAUUUAAUAUCAGAUAAUUUAAAUCAAUCAAUGUUUCUUGAUUCCUGGCACAGUUUAGGCUAGUAUGAAUCUUUUAUGUAAUGACUUAUUGCCAUCAUUUCAUAGUUUUCCAGGUGGUAAGAGAGAUCCUGAAGAUAACAGUAUUGUAGACACAGCUGUUCGGGAAAUGGAAGAGGAAUUAGGACUAGAGAGAAGUUGUGUUCAAGUCUGGGCACAGAUGCCAGCAUUUCCAGAUCGGGUAUCUAUUUUUAUAUGAGUAUGAAGAUGUGAAAAGUCUGUACAUGAGCUUAUUAGCCCACCCAGGUGGAGCUUAUCGCAGUUUCCAAGCAGCAUGAAGUGACUAGGAGUAAAUACUACUCCCCCCAUGGAUGGGACACUAGUCUAUGGCAAGAUUUUCCCCCCAGCAUUUCAUCAGGAUUCCUAACAAUUUUCCCAUACCCAUGAGGCCGGGACACCAUGAGAGUAAAGUAUUUUGCCCAAGAAUGCAACACAGGCUUGGUCUCGAACUUGGACCUCUCAACUGGGAGUCUAUAUCACUCACCAGUAUACCACUGCACCUCCCUCAGUUGUAGAAAUGAUAAAUUUUAUAUCUGUGGGACAGGGAUAUUAACACUGAUAUUUGAAUUAACCUUUUAACUAUCAAGGGUGACCAAGACAUAAUUUUUUCCUUUACAAUUAUCAAGAAGACAAGAGACAAGAAAAAAUAAAAAUAUCUAUUAGGGGAUUAUUAAUUGAUCCAAUACUAAAUUCUCUAAACUAACAUCAUAAAAACUGUAUGGUGGACUGAGUAAGAAGAAUUACUUUAAGUGAGUGAAAGGGUGUAAGACUCACUGUUGACUAGGAUGCCACGCAUGCAUUUGUCAGUUAUUUUGUUAUAACUGAAAGUUGCUGGUGGAGCAGAAAAGCUUUUCGUGAGAUGAGAGCAGUGUGAAGUCUAUGUAGUUCUGCAAUAUUUUCAUUCAUUUAUGACUGUCAUUGUAAACUUUAUUUUAGACUGGUAAAAAAGCUGUCACUCCUGUUAUUGGUUUUCUUGGAGAAAUUGAUGUGAAUUCACUUAAAUUAAACCCAGAGGAGGUAAGGAAUCAAUAAUGAAAAUAAUAACUAUAACAGUUUUUUCAAACUUUUCUUUUAGUCAUGUGUAAAAUUUUAUUCCUGGUUAGUGUAUUGAUCUGGGUAACAUAAACACAGUGUCAAAACAACAUCAAGAAGAAGAGUGAUGAAAAUAAAGAAAAAUAUCAAUUAGGGGAUUAUUAGUUGAUCCAAUACUAAAUUCUUAGAAUAGAAUUGUAAGCUUUGUAUGGCAGACAGUAUGGAGAAUUAAAAUUGAUCUUGGGAGCGAAAGGGUUAAAUUAUCAUUAAAAAUGGAGAUUUCACAACAUCAUACUCUUUAAACUUAUUUAUUAGGAAAUUCUAGUGAUUGAAAUGGGGACAGGCUUGAAAGGAGAAAAAGAAUGAAAAGAUAUCUUAGAACCAAAAGCUUAAUUAAUUUUAUAAAUUUUCUCAUCUGUAGGUGGAAUCUGUCUUCACUCUUUCACUGGCACAUGUCUGUAAUCCACUCAAUCGAGGCUAUACUAAGUUUACAUCUCAGACUGUCUAUCCAUUGUUUCUCAAUGGACCUCGCAAGAUUUGGGGCCUCACUGCUAUAGUGCUUGAACAGGUGCUUCUGCUUGCUGUUCCAGAGAGUUUUCAAGAACAGUUUUUUAGGCCUGCAAAUAAAAAAUGACCUACAGCAAGCAUGAAGCAGUAUGCAAAGUAGUGGAAGUGAAGAAUGCUUAAGUGAAUGUAACACAAGGUGGUAAGCUUUUUGAUAAAAUAAUGCAAAAAUUCAAUAUAAAGGAAAGAAUAAUUAGUUAAAAAGAAAAGUCAACACUGCCAAUAUUUUCUGUGUGAACGGUGCUGUUUUAUUUUGAAAAUAUAUUACUAAACAUUUUUGUCAUAAAUUGUACAAAUCAUUGUGUGACCUUUUACAAAAACCAAACAGUAAUAGUAUAUGUGUCUAAGAUGAAUAAUUAGCUCAUUUCCACUGAAUGGCUCAAAUUACAAGCUCAGUAAUUUAUAACCUGUCAGAGUUACAUUAAGGGCCAAUAUUUUGGUAGUUAUGAUAAAAAAGACCACAUUUCUUUAAGAAGAGAUUUUGCAACUUUUUAGUUGCUUUCCAAGUCUGCAUAACAGUCAAUAAAUCAUUCAAGUAUUAAAUGAUAAUCAUUAUACAAGUAUUGUGAUAAUCAUUGGUAAUGAUAAUGCUAGACAAUUUUUUAAGAGUAUAAUUUCUGUGGCAAAGUCAAUAUAGAAUAUUAUGUACUUACUUAUUUCCAGUCUGCCUAUUGUUUGUGUAUCCAGAAUUUAACUAAUUACAACCUCACUGUGUUGUUUGUAUAACCCAUAGUCACUGUUACAGUAUUAUGUGCAGGUGACCAUUUCUUAAUCAACAGAUAUAAAACAACUUUUGAAUUAUCUCUGCUAAGUUAUCAUAUAAAGCAACUUUUAACCCUUAAACUACCAGAAGUGAUCAACAUCUAACUUCUCUCUAUUGUAUCCAUACAUUAUCCAGUAAGCAGGUUAUGAGAAUUAACCCAAAGUUAUCUGCAGGAAGAAGUUGUUUUCUUGAUCUAAAAUUUAAUUCUCAUAACUAAUUUCAAGGAAAUGUGCAGCAGCUAAAGGGGAGAACUGACAAUCAGAUCGUGGGAGUUAAGGGGUUAACCCAAAAAGGGU